GGGCGUUCGCGCGGCGGCGCGGCGCGAGGAUGCUCCGCUCCACCAAAGGCGCCUCCAAGGCGCGGCGGGACCAGAUCAACGCCGAGAUCCGCGCCCUGCGGGACCUCCUGCCGCUGCCCGACGGCGACCGCCCGCGCCUCUCCUACCUGCACGUCAUGGCCCUCGCCUGCAUCUACACCCGCAAGGGAGCCUGCCUCCGGCCCGGUGCGUGCGCGGGGAGAGCGGAGGGAGGGAGAGGACCGACACGGGGGGCACCCAUGGAGCUGCUGGGGGGGCCGGAGCUGGCUGACCUGGUGGCAUCACUGCCCGGGUUCCUGUUGGCUGUCACCCGCGAGGGGAAGUUGGUUGGUGUCACCGACAACGUCGCACAGCACCUGGGGCACUCAAUGGUGGACCUGGUGGCUCAGGGUGACAGCAUCUACGACCUGUUGGACCCGGCCGAUCACCCCCUGGUGCGACAUCAGCUCACCCAGGCUGGGCCCCCCCAGGCAGAGCGCCUCUUCCGCUGCCGCUUCACCACCUCGCGGGCCUCGCGCCGCCCCAGCGCCGGGCGGAAGCUGGUGCUGCUGCGGGGCCGCUUCCAGGCCCCCCCCGGCCCCCCUGGCUCCUCCCCGGGGCUCUUUGUCGCCUUCUGCGCCCCCCUGGACCCCCCGCCCUGGCCCUGCCCCGAUUGCCUCCUGCUGCCGGCGUUCCAGAGCCGCCAUGCGCGCGACCUCGCGUUGCUCGAUGUCUCCGACAGUGUCCUGAUCCACCUGGGCUACGGGCGUGGGGAGCUCCUGGGUCGCUCCUGGUACCGGCUCCUGCACCCCGAGGACCUCGGCCAUGUUGCGCGCCAGCACCUCCGCCUGGCAGGAGCAGGGCCAGAGGCACGGGGGGAGCUGGUGACACGGCUGCAGCGCAAGGAUGGCCUGGGCUGGACGUGGGUCUAUGCCCGGCUGCGCCCCGAGGGCCCGGCUCUGCUCGCCCACAACUUCAUCAUCAGUGAGGCUGAAGCCUGGUGCCUGCGGCAGCAGUUGGCAGCUGAGGCCCCCCCGGACCCUCCUGAGCCCUUUGGCCCCAGCCUUGAGUUCCCUGGGGCCAGCAUUGGAGCUGGUGGGGACCUUGGUGUCGGCGCUGGCCCCGCUGUUGGCCUCGGUGUUGGUGCUGGUGUUGGAUCCGGUGUUGACCUCGGUGUUGGAGCUGGGCUUGGAGACGACGUUGGAGUUAACGUUGGCGUCAGCCUCGGCCUUGGCGUCAAUGUUGGAUGUGGCCUUGGAGCUGAUGUUGGACAUGGUCUUGGAGCUGGCUUGGGAGCCAACGUUGACCCUGGUCUUGGAGCUGGUGUUGGACCUGGUCUCGAUGCCAACAUGGGACCUGGUCUUGGAGCCGCCAUUGGACAUGGUCUUGGAGGCAACGUUGGAGCCAACAUUGACCCCGGUCUUGGAGCUGGUGUCGGAGUGAACGUUGGACACGGCCUCAGAGACAGCAUUGGACAAGCUCUUGGCUCUGAUAUCGGUGCUGGAGUUGGCAUCGGCGUCGGAGCCGGCAUCAGAGUCGACGUUGGCCUCGGCGUGGCAGCCGGCCCCAGCCCCGAUGUUGGCUCCAACCUUGGGGCAGAUAUUGGAGCUGCUCUCGGAGCUGGAGCCGGAGAUGAUGUUGGAGCUGGUCUCCAAGCCAAUGGUGGAGCUGGCGUUGGCUCCAGUCUCGGAGCCGGUGUUGCGCUCAGUGUCGGGGCCAACAUCGGGCCUGGCCUUGGUGGUGGUGUCAGAGCCAGCGUUGGGCUUGGCAUUGGGGCUCUUGGCCCUGCUCUUCCAUCUGAUGUCGGUGCUGGUGUUGGACUCACCGUCGGAGCCAGCGUUGGAACCAAUGUAGGUGGUGGAGUCAGCGCUGGAGUUGGACUUGGUCUUGGAGCCAAUAUUGGAGCCAACGCUGGCUCCAGUCUUGGAUCCACUGUUGGACUUGGACUUGGAGCUGCUCUAGGAGCCAGUGUUGGCUCCACUCUUCCAUCUGGUGUGGGACCUGGCGUUGGCCUUGCCGUUGGAGCUGCUGUUGGAGCCAAUGUUAGCUCUGGUCUUGGAUCCAGUGUUGGACUUGCUGUUGGAGCCGGUGUUGGAGCCAAUGUCGGUGCUGCUCUUGGAUCCGAUAUUGACAUUGGCAUUGGACUUGGUGUUGGAGCCAACGUUGGCACUGCUCUUGCAUCGGAUGUUGGAUCUGGUGUUGGACUUGGCAUUGGAGCUGCUGUUGGAGCCAACAUCGGUGCCGGCGUUGGCUCCACUCUUGGAUCUGGCGUUGGACUUGGCCUUGGAGCCAAUGUUGGUUCCAGCAUCGGCUCCGCUCCUGGAUCUGAUGUUGGUGCCAGUGUUGGACUCACAGUUGGAGCUGGCGUUGGAGCCACCGGUGGCUCCAGUCUUGGAUCUGCCCUUGGAUUUGCCGUUGGAGCUGCACUGGGAGCCAACGUCUGCUCCGGGCUUGGACCCGACGUUGGUGCCAGUGUUGGACUCAGCCUUGGAGCCAACAUUGGAGCCAACAUUGACUCUGCUCUUGGAACCAGCAUUGACACUGGCAUUGGACUCAGUGCUGGAGCCAGUAUUGGACCUGCCAUUGGAUCCAGUGUCGGACUUGGUGCUGGAGCUGCCAUAGGAGCCAACGCUGGCUCCGCUCGUGGAUCCUCCAUCGGCCUUGGCCUUGGGGCCAGCGUUGACCCCGCUCUUGGACCUGGCAUUGGCCUCGGAGCCGCCAUUGGAGCCAACAUCGGCACCGGCCUCGGCCUUGGCCCCAGCCUGGCCGUGGGCGCCCGCCUUGCACCAGGCCUAGGGGUCCCCGAGACCCCGGGGGGGGGCACCGAGACCUGGACCCCCCCCUACACCCCCCGGCAAGCGCCACCCUUCGCCUUCGGCCCCCCGGAGCCACCCGAGGCUGCCCCCGAGAAGCUGCCGCCGAGUCCUGAGAGCCCCGGGGGGGGCCCGGGGGGGGACCCCGGCUCCCUCCUCACCCCCGAGACGUCCCCCCCACCACCGCCCCCCCCGGCCGCCCCCCCCGGCCCCGUCCUGCGCCGCCUGCUCCAGGGCCUGGCCGCUGCCGCUGGCGUCAGCCGUGGGGGGACCCGGCACCCAGGGGGCCCCCCCGGCCCCCGACCCCCCCCACCCCGGUCGCCCCGCGACCCCUUCGCUGAGUUGUAUCAACUCCCCCAGAGCCGGCUCCAGGACGCCUUCCGCCAAGCCGGAAGCCAGCGCGCCCCGUCGUUCUGAACUAAGUCUGUGACGCGACUUGCCCCCAGUAUGGCAUAUUGUCAUUGUCACCCCGGCCCGGAGCCACCGUCCCCCCGGCCCCGGCCGCCCCCCCGCCCCCCGCCGCCCCCCCCCGGGGCCUUUCGUGCUAAUUUAACUCGUAACGAGUCUCUAAGGUAAUUGGGGGGGGGCUGGUGGCCCCCCCCCCCCCCCCCAGCCUGGACGCCUGGGUCCCAUGUCCCCAUGUCCCUGUCCCCAGCCCCACUGCGGGACCGGUCCCCAAAUCUUGUCAGUGGGUGGCUUGGACCCACCUGUAGGAGCCUGUGCCCCCCCCCAUCCCCAAUGUCCCUGUCCCUUGUCACCCACCCCGUCCCUGUCCUUGUCAUCCCCCCGUCCCCACCUUGGGGUCUGCGUUUUUGGCAGAGUACCCCCAAAAGUGUGUGCUCCCCCCCCCCCCAUGGGUGUCAUCCCCAAUGUCCCCAAGCCAAGGGACCGAGGCACGAUGUGGCUUGAUGUCCCCAAUGUCCCCGACCCGAGUGAUGGAGACCUCGUGGCUCAGUGUCCCGAUGUCCCCAACGUUCCCAACUCAAGGGGCUGAGGCACAAUGUGGCUCAAUGUCCCCAGUGUCCCCAACCCAAGGCAUGGAGACACACCAUGACCCAGUGUCCCCAAUGUCCCCAACCUGGGGGACGUGGGCACCCGCUGCCCCAAGCCAUUGGGCUGGGAGAGGUCAUGGCUCGAUGUUCCCCAUGUCCCAAAGUCCCCCAAGGGACUGUGAGAUGUCCCCAGUUUGAGGGACUGAGACACAUCGUGGCUCAGUGUCCCCAAUGGCCCCCACAUCCCCAGUGCCCCUGACAUCCCCAGUGUCCCCACUGUCCCCCACAUCCUCGAUGUCCCCAACGUCCCCCACCCAAGACACCGAGAUACGUCGCAGCGCGAUGUCACCGAGCCCGAGGGACUGAGACUCGUCACAACUCGACGUCCCCAACGUCCCUGAGGGACACGGGCACCUCGUCACCGCUGUGACCCAAGUGUCCCCCAAGUGUCCCCAAAGGAUGCGGACACCACCAAAAGGACUGAGACUGUCGCACCUCUUCGUCGCCUCAAGCUGGAGGGACCGAGACACCUUGUGGCUUGAUGUCCCCAGUGUCCCCAAGGGACGUGGGACCUUGUUGUCACCCUGGAGCAAUGGACUGAGACACAUCGUGGUCUGAUGUCCCCAAUGUCCCCAAUGUCCCCAACCCCAAGGACUGAGAUCUGUCGUAGCCCAAUUGUCCCCCACGUCUCCGAUGUCCCCGAAGGAUGUGGGGCAUUGUCAUCACCUUGACUCAAGGGACUGAGACCCCGAUGUCCCCAACGUCCCCACCGCGAGGGACUGGCUCCCAUUGUCCCCCCAACAUCCCCUGGAGGCCCCGUGGCCCUGACACCCCCUUGGAAAUAAAGCGGC
Messenger RNA from Pezoporus occidentalis (night parrot), 4653 nucleotides. Its product is annotated as elastin-like. The record is from RefSeq and is a predicted model, not a curated record. The transcript is spliced from 8 exons. Lineage: Eukaryota; Metazoa; Chordata; Aves; Psittaciformes; Psittacidae. The coding region runs from base 30 to 3227 and encodes 1065 amino acids. Gene Ontology annotation, molecular function: protein dimerization activity; RNA polymerase II transcription regulatory region sequence-specific DNA binding; DNA-binding transcription factor activity, RNA polymerase II-specific. Gene Ontology annotation, biological process: regulation of transcription by RNA polymerase II.